Molecule: messenger RNA, 1019 nt
Organism: Oryzias melastigma (Indian medaka)
Lineage: Eukaryota; Metazoa; Chordata; Actinopteri; Beloniformes; Adrianichthyidae
Product: SLAIN motif-containing protein-like
Exons: 2
Coding region: 346-996 (216 amino acids)
Biological process (GO): microtubule nucleation; positive regulation of microtubule polymerization; cytoplasmic microtubule organization
Cellular component (GO): microtubule plus-end
Source: RefSeq, a predicted model, not a curated record
CUGAGGGGCGCUAAAGAGCAGGAUCGUGGAAAGGAGGAGGCGCCACCGCCGCUCCGCUGCAGGUCUCCUCGGUGAGCUAACUAAAGUCCAUCAACAAGCUAGUUAGCGGUGCGUCGCGGUGGACAUUAUCAAACGUUCAUAAACACUAGAAUAGGAUGGAGCAUUUACUUUAGGAUCCUGACGCGCCUGGAGAGUUAUUCCAAAUCCACGGACCCUUUCGGGUGGAAGUAAUUAGCUUCUUCAUUCAUGCAGUCGGGGAUGCACGGGGGAGUUUGAGCUCUGAGUGGCGGGCGAGCACAGCCAUCAGCUCACGGGGACAACACGGCUCAGUCACCGAGUAGCGCCAUGGUGGUUCCGGAUAGUGCCGGUGUGGUCUCUCCUCCCGACAAUGGGGGUCCAGCACAGAGCGCUGAGGCCGGGGACAGGGGCCAAGACCUGGCGGGGGUGGAGCUGGAAGAGGUGCGAAAGCUGCAGGAACUUGUCCGCAGGCUGGAGAUCCAGAACGAGAGCCUGCGGAACAGAGGAGGAGGCAAGACCAGAGGCUCCAACAGCAACUUGAACGCUGCUCCCGUCAACAUCAACGACAGGCUGGCCUGUGAGGAGCUGACCAACUCCCAUCUCAGGUUGGAGGAGCACAGCAGCACAGACUUGGAGCUGUCGCCGCCUCAGGACUGCUGCAGCAGCAGCAGCAGUGGGGAAGAGAUGUCCCCUUUGCCUGCAGCCAGCAGACUGGGGGAAGAAGAGGAGGAUGAGGAAGAAGAUCCAGCUCUGUGUGGAGAUUUUCUAACUCUCACCUGCAGCAAUGGAGGGGGCCAAAUCCAGACACCUGAGAGCCCCUCUCAGGCUAGUAAUGAAUCAGAGACGCUUGCAGAGAGUGACUCAGGAGUGGACCAAAGUGCGCUGGAUGAAGUGGAUGUCCUAGAUUUGGAGGAUGGAUGCGCAGAUGCAGAGGAUGACGACAGUUGGUGGGUCUCUCUUUUUUAUUUUUCCCACUAAUCCAAUGGAAACUAUGUGAUGGG